GCCUCGAUGGGACAGGAGUCGGACCGCAUGAGACCGAUGUCAGACUUUGAGGGAAGUGGGCAGACAACAGCAUGGGUUUGUGGGCAUGUACGAGCGGUGUUGGGCCGAGUCGGGAGAGGCGCUUGGGCUGCACCCUGGUACUUUGAUCACAUCUUGCGCGGGGCUGCUUCAGCGAGUCGGCGACGAGGGGUCGAGCCGGUGCGGGGUACAGGGACCGACGGCCGCCCGUUCGGUUGGCGAAGGUUGCAUUCUAUCGGCGGUCGGUUGUUCAUGUUGCCGGUGGGAAUCAUCGCCAGCGAUGCUUGCAGCGAGAAACGGCACCUUCGGGCGACAUCACAGGACCCUCAGCAGCGACAACGGAGAUACGAGUGGACGGGUUGAUCUCGGGCCAGGGCCGGCGGAGAGCAUGCGGCCGCCGAGGGAAAGAGGCAAAUGUGCACUCCCACCUGUUUCCCGCUCGUUACCGCAUGGCGACAGCCGCAGAUGGUGGAUAUCGACCUCGGCGGGCCAUCCAUCCGUCCAUCCGUCCAUCCGUCCAUCCGUCCAUCCAGCAACCAAAACAGGCAGCAAGACCAGCGACGACACCCCAUCAGCCGGCCGGCAACAUCAUCGCCCGCUCUCCACAACUCUUUCCUCCGUUGUGCAGAUGCGAAUCAACACAGGACCGACCAAGCAUCCGCUCGUCACUUCAAGACAGACAAUCAGGGCCUUAGUCGAUGGAUUGGCCCACAAAGAAGCUCCAAUCACAGCCUGGCUGAUGGCAGUAGCAACAGCGGCACCAGCGGCAACAGCGGCAACAGUGGCAACAGCGGCAAGGCCAGUCCAACCUCCAUUCACGCACACAUCUGGAUGAAAUAGCACGAUGGAACGAUGGCGUGUCCGUGUUGACCACGGCGGCGACGAUGAAUACUCAUAUUGGGCACUCUUGGGCUGCCUCUCGUUCACUGUUUCGGCGCAUCAGCAGCAGGAGAUCUGUUGCGUUUCGUUGGACCGAGUCCGCCACUGCUCAUCGAGAUAUGGAAAG
Molecule: messenger RNA, 1024 nt
Organism: Polychytrium aggregatum
Lineage: Eukaryota; Fungi; Chytridiomycota; Chytridiomycetes; Polychytriales
Exons: 1
Coding region: 86-853 (255 amino acids)
Source: RefSeq, a predicted model, not a curated record